UGCCACCUAUCAGUGGUGCCAAUCAGUGCCAGUCAGUGCUGCCUAUCAGUGCCAUCAGUGCCGCCUAACAGGGCCAGUCAGUGCCGCCUAUCAGUGCCGCCUAUCAGUGCUGCCUUUCAGUGCCCAUCAGUGAUGCCUGUCAAUGCCCAUCAGUGCCACCUACCACUGCCUCCUCAUCAGUGCCCAUCAGUGCAUCUUAUCAGUGCCCAUCACUACAGCCUCAUUAGCACACAUCAGUGAAGGAGAAAAAUCACUUAUUUACAAAAUUUUAUAA
This is a messenger RNA of Staurois parvus, 274 nucleotides long. The record is from the annotation of a GenBank genome assembly. Lineage: Eukaryota; Metazoa; Chordata; Amphibia; Anura; Ranidae.